This is a messenger RNA of Protopterus annectens (West African lungfish), 1674 nucleotides long. RefSeq names its product serine/arginine-rich splicing factor 5-like. The coding region runs from base 114 to 974 and encodes 286 amino acids. The transcript has 8 exons. Lineage: Eukaryota; Metazoa; Chordata; Ceratodontiformes; Protopteridae. Gene Ontology annotation, molecular function: mRNA binding. Gene Ontology annotation, cellular component: nucleus; cytoplasm; ribonucleoprotein complex. The record is from RefSeq and is a predicted model, not a curated record.
GGAAGUCAUGUAUUUCCCCACCUCUUUCGCAUUUUGUCCUUCAGAGGAAAACGGCAUUCGUCAUUUUAUGUUACUGUACCGAGGAAGUUGUGUUCGUUGACUUGUCCUGCAACAUGAGUGGCUGUCGUGUGUUCAUUGGAAGACUGAACCCUGCUGCCAGAGAAAGGGAUGUGGAAAGGUUCUUCAAGGGAUAUGGGCGAAUAAUAGACAUUGAUUUGAAGAGAGGCUUUGGAUUUGUGGAAUUUGAUGAUCCAAGAGAUGCUGAUGAUGCAGUUUAUGAGCUGGAUGGAAAAGAACUGUGUAAUGAACGAGUCACCAUUGAGCAUGCCAGAGCACCGCGUAGAGGAGGAUUUAGGGGAGGAAGAGGUGGCUAUGGAGGUGGUGGUGGCGGCCGUGGUGGAAGCAGAUUUUCUGAUCGUUACGGUAGCAGACGUCCACGGAAUGAAAGUAGGAGGAGUGCUCCUCCUCUGCGUACAGAGAAUCGUUUGAUUGUGGAAAACUUGUCUUCAAGAGUUAGCUGGCAGGACCUCAAGGAUUUUAUGAGACAAGCUGGAGAAGUUACUUUUGCUGAUGCACACCGACCAAAGUUAAAUGAAGGGGUAGUGGAAUUCGCUUCUUACAGUGAUCUGAAGAAUGCUAUAGAAAAGCUGAAUGGUAAAGAGAUCAAUGGAAGAAAAAUCAGACUGAUCGAAGGCUAUAAGAAAAGGUCGAGGAGCAAGUCGCGAUCAAGGAGUAGAAGUUCAUCUAGAUCCCGCAGUCGAUCUCGCUCCAGAAGCCGCAGAUCUUACUCAAGGUCCAGGAGUAGAAGUGCCAGCAAAUCACGUUCCCCAAGCAGAUCCCCUGUAGCUGAUCAGUCUCCAAAACGUGCCUCUUCAGCUUCACCGUCCAAAUCUCCCAGUCCACAACCAAGGUCACGAUCACAGUCAAGGUCACCAUCAAGAUCGCGGUCAAGAUCUGCAGACAGCAGAAACUGAAUUGUGUAUAUAGUUGUAUAAAACUUUUUGUAUUUGGUAGGAUGUGGUGAAUAGUUAGGUGCGCAUGAGUGUGUGAAUCUGUGCACGAGUGUGUGAAUGUCUGCAAAUCAGAAUGUUUUUCUUAUGGACCAGAGAAUUAAGUACAGGAGCCCUAGUUCAUAUUAGUGCGUUUUUCCCCCUCUGUAUGUGUAAGUGCACCUUUUUACUUUUUAAAAUUAAUACACACUACAGAGCUCAUAGCAAAAAAAAAAAACCUUCCUCUCUCUUAAUUUCGUUGAAUCUGGAAAAGUGGCAUUGCUUUUUGGCAAUCCAAUGCCCUUUGGAAAUUCUUUUAUAGCAUGUCACAAUGUGGUCAAUUCUAAAUUGUGUUAAAUUAACUAAAAUCUUUGUGUAAAUAUUUAAGAAGUUUAGUUUUUCCCCCUCCUGUAAUCUUUUGCAUAAGAGCUCUAAGGAUCUGACUGGUGUGAGGUGGGGGCUGGCUGGCUUUGAAGCUUUAGUUCAUAAACUCGUUGUAUGUGUAGGCUAAGUUUUACUGAUCACAUGGCAGUAAAAUUAGCAGCACUGAACAAAUCUGCACAUAGUUUUUGGCUGUUCUGGGAAUUAUAACUUGCACAUUUGCUUCCAGCCCUGCAUUUUAGUGUUGAGAUCCUUGGUUGACUUUUUUGUCAUUGUCCCAUUUUUAAUAAAACAAAAAACAAAA